This is a messenger RNA of Nicotiana tabacum (common tobacco), 6164 nucleotides long. Lineage: Eukaryota; Viridiplantae; Streptophyta; Magnoliopsida; Solanales; Solanaceae. The record is from RefSeq and is a predicted model, not a curated record.
GGUGAUGAAUCAGAAAUGCCUACCCCAAGUCUCGAUUUGAAUACUGCAGAUCCUACAGGUAAUAUUCCUUUUGUGCCUUCUGAGUUUACUUUGGGGUUAAAAGAACAAGAGGCCAUAGAGAAUAUGUUGUCAAUAGUUGUUGAGGGAUGUUUGGUUGGGGAUUAUGAAGGCAUGUCUGAACACAAUGGGUCACAGGGGAAGGUAACAGUCUACUGGAAGAGGGUAGGGAACUGGUGUCUGUCAAAAAUUUGGCACUUAAAAGUACUACUGGGGAACCACUCGAGGGACCUGAUCCCUCCGCCCAAGAGGAGCCCUCUGCUCCUACUUGGGAUGAAACCCCAUGUUCUUAAAAAAAAAAAUCAGGUUAGUACUGAUCCCGCUCCCUCUCCUCAUUUCUAUGCUGAGCCAUUGGCCAUUGUUUCUCCCGAGAUGAGAUCUGUGUGUGAGGAAGAGGAUGAAGGUAGUGAAGAAGACUAUGUUAAUGUGGCUAUUGCAAUCUUUAUUUGUGCUAGGAGUAGCAGGGCAACUCUCAAAAUACCUACUCCUAAAAAACCUACUACUAGGCUGCAAAGGAAGGAAGCUCUUGAGUCUACUCUGAAGAAUAGUAAGAAAGAAAAGAAGAGAAGAAGGUUGAUGAAGGGCGGAAAGCUAGUUCAUGAAAAGGUAGUGCCUACAACACUUGUUAUUGAUAGCGAUGACGAAAUGGAGGAGGAAUCCAGUCCUUUAAUUCAUAAGUCUUCUAAGAAAUCUAGUGUUCCAAAGUCUGGGAAAGAGUCAUCCGAGAGAGCGAUAGAGGUUAGCAGGUGGGUGAGUCUGGAGAAAAAGUGGUUGAGGGGUCUGGUAAGAACGUAUAUGAGAAAGUGUCUGAGAAACCUGCAGAGAAAGCUAAAAGUGUAAUAAAAUCGGUGAAACGAAAGACUGGUGCCAACGAUUAACCUGGUUCCUUAAAGAAGGCCAAGGUGGGGGUGGCCAAGAAUGAAAGAAAGGAAAAUCUGAAAAAUCAGAAAUACUGUGGGGCAGAACAUUUGCCCCUGAAAUAUCCUGUUAAAACACUCUGAAAUAUCCCACCGCUCUUUUCCCAUGCUCAGUAGGAUAACUACGGGAAGUUGCAACAAAUGUUUAGAUGCAGUGACACUCUUCUUAGGCGGCGAAUUUGGUUCUCUUUCGCUACUGCUAGGACUCUUAUACCAAUUGAUAUUAGGAAGCAACAAAUUUUAAUAUUGAUGGACUCUGAACAAACAAACAAGCGUCACUACUCUGAAAAGAAAUGUGCUGAUAGGAAUGUUAGACGACGCGAACAGUAUAAACUUAAGAUGGCGAAUGAAAAGAGUGCACUAUCGUUAUAGGACAUUUACAGUGUACUCCUAAUACAAAGGACUCCUGCUAUACUUCCAAAACAGGUUAGUAUACUAAUUCUAUAUCGCAAUCUAUACAGUAUGCAACUGUUUCAUUGUCUAGCACAAAUAUUAUUUUUUUGUGUGCAUGAAUAUCUAGCAUAAAUUUAAUAUCUGUUGCGCUUACGCCUACUAUGCAGAGAGUAAGGUUAUGAUGCUUCCAUCAUUUACUGCUUUUGACAAGGAAAAUCCUCUUUGCACUUAUGAGAAAAGUAAAUUGCCUAAAGUUACCAUAAUUUUACAUUAAUAUACAAGACAUAUUAAUGUUGACUAAAAAACUACUUAUCUGGUAGGUUCAACGUCGUUUGUACCUAAUGAACAAAAUGAUACAGCUGAGAUAGUGAUAACUAAAGGUUUGUAUUUGUGUCAUCUUUAAGUAAUAUCAUUUUGUGCUCGACUAUUUCACUCCUUACAACCUCUAGAACAUGCAGGUCGCAGUUGAAAUAACAGAACUACUAUGAAUAUUGAAUUACGCUCAGACUAUGUGCCGUUAAAAAAGGUUCCAAAUUGUAAGUUUUGCUUUGCGAAAAGAUUUGAAUAUGAAUCUCCUGGAUUUUGUUGUGGCACUGGUACAGUUAAGAUAAUUUCACAUUGAAUGCCCACUAAGCUACAUGAUCUAUAUUUCGAGAAUAGUGGAAAUUCCCAACACUUUCGGACAUACAUCAGAACAUAUAAUAACCCAUUUGCAUUUACAUCACUUAGUGUAAACUAUGAUACAGACUUAGCACGAAGGAAUCAUGGUAUCUAUACUUUUACAGUUCAAGGAUGAAUGUAUGACCUAAUAGAUGAUUUGUAUCCCAGAGGGAAAAAACCGAAAUCUACAGUUGUACUUUUAUGAUAACAACAAUGAGUUAGCAAAUAGAAUGGCAUGCUCUAACAAAGUUAAUGAAUCUAUAGUGAGGGAACUGAUGGAUAUGUUGAGAGUUAACCCAUACUCCUUUUUUAUUUGAUCUUUGAUAGAUAUUCCUGAGCUACUGAACUUCCAUAUUGGACUGAAAUGUGAUCCUGGUUUAGAUCAGCGAAUAUAUAAUUUGCCAACUUCAUCAGAAAUUGCUGCAAUAUGGGUUGAGGACAAUGACAGUAGUAUAAAUCAUGCACCACAUAUUCAAAUUUAUACUCAGAGCAAUAGCACACAAAUAGUGAACUAUUAUUACGGAUGUUAUGACGCCUUGCAGUACCCUUUGUUGUUUCCAUAUGGAUAGAAUGGCUGGCAUUGUGGUAUUAAGAAAAUUCCUAAUCCCAAAAAUAUUCAUGGAAGUUAUACUCAUGAAUGUCAACAGUUGUCGAGCAUACAAAAUCUUUGCUCUCUUGAUUCAUAUCUUCAAAUUGAAGCUCGAGCUUUAGAAAAAGGAAAGAAAAAAAUAGAUGCAGUUUCUGCUCGUGAAUAUUACUGUUAUAAACUUCAAAUGAGAAAUGAUGACAAAGAUGAGUUGCUACACAAUGGUAGGCUAUUUCAGCAAUAUUCAGUUGACGAAUAUAUAAAAAUUGAAACCCAAAGAUUGGAUUUUGCUUCGUUCAAUCAAGAUUUAUUUAGAAUGGAUAUACUGCAAGGACUUCUUGAUAUUUUAAGACUUGGAGAACGAGAUUCUUCUAACAUUAAUAAGCAAAAAUUCCUUUCAGCUUCUUUUAUAGGUGGACUUAGAGAUAUGCGACAACGAUAUAUGGAUGUUAUUGCAUUAGUACAACUUUUCGGUAAACCAGAUUUGUUUAUAACUAUGACUUGUAAUCCAACUUGGCCGGAAAUAACAUUUGUGGACAACUGAUCAGGCGCAAAAUAGACCUGAUUUAAUUAGUCGAGUAUUGAGAGCUAAAGUUGAAGAACUGAAAACAGAUAUAAGCAAGAGAAAUAUCUUUGGAAAAGUUGCUGCUUAUAUGUAUACUGUUGAAUUCCAAAAAUGAGGUUUACCACAUGCUCAUUUCCUUAUAAUAUUAGCUAACGAAUAUAAGUUAUUGACAUCAGAGGCUUAUGAUGGAAUUAUUAGUGUUGAAUUACCAGAUGCUAAUUUGGAUAAAAAAUUACGUUCGAUUGUUCUCAAACAUAUGAUGCACGAUCCAUGUGGUAAUCUGAAUCCAACAAAUUCAUGUAUGAAAAAAAUGGUCUUUGUAAGUUUAAUUAUCCAAAAAAAAUUGCAUAACAGACAUCAAAAGGAAGUGAUUCUUACCGCAUCUAUAAAAGACGAAACACAUGAGAAGUUGUGAUAGUACGCAUAACUCUUGGGUUGUUCUAUACAAUUCCUUUUUAUUUGAUAAAUUCAACUGUCAUAUGAACGUUGUGGUUUGCUAUGACAUAAAGGUUGUUAAAUAUCUUUACAAAUAUAUUUGUGAAGGACAUGACAAAAUUGCAUCUUACGUACAUGAUAAUGAUACAAACAAAGAAAUAGAUGAAAUAAAUGAGUAUCAAUCUGCUAGAUGGGUAUCACCACCUGAAGCUGCAUGGCGUUUAUUUAGUUUUUCUAUUAGUGAGAUGUAUCCAAGCGUUUAUCAUCUUCAGUUGUAUAUUAAAGGGCAACGACUUGUUUCUUUUAAAGGCAAUACAGAUAUUAACAAAAUUAUUAAUAAUCCAAUGAUUAAGAAAACAACGUUUACAUAAUUUUUUUCAGAUGAACAGAACUAACAAAGAUGCCAUAAAGCUUAACUUAUUAUACAAAGAAUUUCCUGAACACUUUGUAUGGUCAACGACAGACAAAACAUGGACAUUGCGACAACAACGUUGCGUCGUUGGUCGUAUCGUAACAUGUCACUCGACUGAAGGAGAACGAUAUUAUCUCAGACUACUGUUGCUAAAUGUGAGAAGACCGAAAUCACAUGCAGAUCUUCGAACUAUAAAUGGGGAACGUUAUAAUACUUUUAGAGAAUCCGCAGAAAAAAAAGGGCAGUUACAUUGUGAUAACAGUUUAAUUGAUUGCAUGCCAGAGGCAGCAAGUUACCAAAUACCAUAUAGUUAAAGGCGUUUAUUUGCUACAUUAUUAGUGUAUUGUAAUCCAAUCAAUCCAAAAGAAAUGUGGAAACAAUUUGAAGAGUCAAUGUCAGAAGAUUACAGAGUGUUACCUAAUGUUGAAAGAAAAUAUAUCCAAUAUCAAGUUUUAAAUCAGAUCAAUGAUAUUUUACACUCUAUGGGUCAUAAUGUAAAUGAAUAUGAGCUUAUCCCAAAAACAGUUCGACCAUCUAUAUUGGAAAAAGAAGCGAAGGAGGUAUUCUUUGAAAGAACCAUUAGGGUUAGUGAAGAGGAUAAACUGUUACACAAAAAACUGAACACAAAAUAAUUGAAAGCAUACAAUGUGAUUAUUGACCGAGUAUUUUUCAAGAAACCACGAGCUUUUUUUGUUGAUGGUCCAGGAAUAACUGAAAAAACUUUCUUAUAUCGUGCUUUAUUAGCGACUGUACGUAGUAAAGGGUACAUAGCUCUAGCAACUGCUACUUCUGGCGUUGCUGCUUCAAUUCUUCCAGGCGGGCGAACUGCACAUUCGCGUUUCAAAAUAACUAUAGACAUUGAUAAAAAUUUCAGCUAUAACAUUAGCAAACAAAGCUCAACUGCAAGUCUGAUUCAUGAUGCAAAAUUAAUUGUAUGUGAUGAAGUAUCUAUGGCUAAAAAAAGAAUGCUUGAUGUUUUUGACUUGCUCUUAAAAGAUCUUAUGGAUACAAAUAUUCUAUUUGGGGGAAAAGUUGUUGUUUUUGGAGGUGACUUUAGACAAACUCUUCCAGUUGUUCGAAACGGGAAUAAAGAAUAUUUUAUUAGUGAAAGUUUACUAUAUUCUACAUUUGGGACGAACUUGAAAAAUUGCAACUAUCUGAAAAUAUGAGGGCAAAAACAUGUCCUGCAUUUUGUGAUUACUUGAUGAGAAUUGGAAAUGGACAAGAGAGGGUAAACUUUAAUAACAAAAUUGAACUUCCAGAUUCUAUGAUUAUUCCUUUUACAACUGAAGAAGAAUUUCUAAACCAUUUAUUCGCUAUGACAUUCUCAAAUGUACACACAUCCUCCUCUAAUUCUUUUCUUGCAGAUUCUCGCGUUGUUCUAACGACGAAAAAUGAUUUUGUAAAUGAAAUCAACGAUAUUCUUAUAGCAAAAUUUCCAGAAAAAGCUACUACAUUUGUUGGUGUUGACGAAACCGUUGAGCCUAAUGAUCAAAGUCAAUUUGAAGACUUAUUACACACUUUGAAUCCUGUUGGUUUACCUCCUUGCAAAUUAACUUUGAAAGAGAACUGCCCCAUUAUAUUGGUGCGCAAUUUGAAUCCGUAUGAAGGUUUAUGCAAUGGUACACGAUUGAUAUGCUGCGAUAUUAAAAGACAUGUUAUCAGUGCUAAGAUCGCGACAGACAAUUUUAAAAAUAAGCACGUAUUUAUCCCAAGAAUACCAUUAUUAUCGUCACAAAACGAAAGAUUACCAGUUCAAUUUAAAAGAACACAAUUCCCAAUAAGAUUAUGCUACGCUAUGACUAUAAAUAGGGCGCAAGGUCAUGCUCUGGAUUUCGUCGGAAUAUAUUUGCGAGAACCUGUUUUUUAACACGGUCAACUUUAUGUUGCAUUAUCAAGAGCAAAAAGUUCAAAUUGCGUCAAAGUGCUGAUCCGGCCGUCCACACGAGCCAACCGUAAUGACCAUUCUACAUAUAAUAUUGUUUAUGAUGAAAUCAUCCAAAGAGCGUCCUUGUAAGUCUUAUGCUAACCCAAAAUACAAUAAUUUUUCUGUUUUAUUUUGUCCUUUUACUCCCCUACAUUUUGUUUUAUUUUUUAUACGCUUACCAGUAUUCACAUCUAUUUUUUGUUUCUUUUUGG